AUGGAUUUUCGUCGCCUGCGAACCGACUCCGAAUCGACGAUGGAUAUGAGAUGCGAGGGCUGCAAAGGGGAUGACCCGUACCCCAAGUCGCGCUUCAACCGUGGUGUCCCCGACCCCAAGAUUCGCAUCUUCGAUCUUGGCCGCAAGCGUGCCGCCGUCGACGACUUCCCUCUCUGCAUCCACCUCGUCUCCAAUGAGUAUGAGCAGCUGAGCUCCGAGGCUCUCGAGGCCGCCCGUAUUUGCGCCAACAAGUACAUGGUCAAGAACAGCGGCAAGGAUGCUUUCCACCUGCGCGUGCGCGCCCACCCUUUCCACGUCGUCCGUAUCAACAAGAUGUUGUCAUGUGCCGGUGCCGAUAGACUGCAGACCGGUAUGCGUGGUGCCUGGGGCAAGCCCAACGGCUCCGUCGCCCGUGUCAACAUUGGUCAGAUCAUCAUGAGCCUCCGCACUCGUGACUCUAACCGUGCGCUCGCCCUCGAGGCCCUCCGCCGCUCCCAGUACAAGUUCCCUGGUCGCCAGAAGAUCAUUGUCUCUAAGAACUGGGGUUUCACUCCCCUCCGCCGUGAGGAGUACCUGGAGCGCAAGGCCUCUGGCCGUGUCAAGGACGAUGGUGCUUACGUCCAGUUCCUCAGCAACCACGGCUCUCUGGCCGAGAACAUGCGCCGCUUCCCCGAUGCCUUCACGGCUUAG
This is a messenger RNA of Cordyceps militaris CM01, 690 nucleotides long. Its product is annotated as 60S ribosomal protein L10. Gene Ontology annotation, cellular component: cytosolic large ribosomal subunit; ribosome. The transcript is spliced from 3 exons. NCBI's taxonomy places the organism in Eukaryota, Fungi, Ascomycota, Sordariomycetes, Hypocreales, Cordycipitaceae. Gene Ontology annotation, molecular function: structural constituent of ribosome. Gene Ontology annotation, biological process: ribosomal large subunit assembly; translation. The coding region runs from base 1 to 690 and encodes 229 amino acids. The record is from RefSeq and is a predicted model, not a curated record.